AUGGCAGGUGCGGGAUCCACUUCGGUGGAGAAGCAUCAUGGUCAGGCACCCCAGGGAUCGAUUGCACCCAUUCCCAGACAUGUCAAACGAGCAUACAAACGAGCAUGCGGCAGGGCUGCUAGAUCCACCAUAGGGGGCACUUGGUAUAGGGGACAAUGGCACAGCAUACGCACGCUGGGACAGCUUGCUUCACCUGCCUCCCCUAAUCAUACUAGGCCCACCUCGAGGACCCGGCAGAUCCCUAACCAUCGUCCGAAUAAAGACAGCCUCAACCUGCUAUCGUGGAACGCCGGAGGCCUGUCGUCUCACGUAUAUCAAGAACUCCUCGCUUGGAUCGAUCAACAAAACUGCUACCAGAUCAUCAUCAUCCAAGAAUCACAUUGGACUUGUGAAUCUGAUUUUACAUCAGGGCCUUGGCUCUGUAUGCACUCCUCAGGAUACGCAUGUUCGCCCCCGGACAGGUCCAGUGGCAUUUUGGUGAUGCUCUCCAAGAAAUACUUCGAGGAUCCAGCAGUGCACGAGCCGAUUCCAGGCAGGGUCCUUCAGGUUCGAGCGACUGUAAAAACGAGCCAGCUUCCGAUCACAAUAGUGGGGAUCUACCAACAUGUCUGGCGGACUCACUUGUCUACGAUACAGAAUCUUGAGCUGCGCAGGGGAGUCUGGCACGCUAUUUCCACGAUCGUGCAGCAAACCCCACAACGCCAUCACCUCCUAAUCGCUGGUGACUUUAAUGCCAACCUCACCCCACAACACCCCCACGUAGGUGGUGCAGCUACCCGAUCCCCGGCGGCCAACCACUCGCCGGAGCUGCAGCAGCUGCUUGCAGAAGGCAACCUCUGCGCCCUGAACACUUGGCACACACCUCAUCGUGAUACGUAUGUAACCCCGACCCACAAUAGUCAAAUAGACUUCGUUGUGGUUCGUUGUGCCGAAGCUAAGGGUAAGGCAAAGCACUGUACACCCCUCGUGCGGUUUCCUGUUGCGGGCUGGCGGCAGGCUGGCCACCGCCCGCUUCAUGCUGAGCUGUGGCUGCGACCCUUUCGCAGGCAAGAACCAGCACACCUGCCCGCCCAACAUCGCUGCCAGUUAGAUGUUCUGCAGCAGGCAGUGGCAGACCAGACUGAACCUGCACAAGCUAUGCAGACUCAUGUUGAGGCUCGCGUGCAGCAGCUGCUGCAGCAGUCCUCUCCCAAUGCCUCCUGCCUUCAGGCCAGUCUGAAUCAGAUCUUGUGGGAUGCAGCUGAGAAAUUCUUUCCGGUUCAGCCUAAACCGGAUAAUCGCAUAAGCAAUAAUCCGCAAUAUAAAGCCUCUGCCCGGCAGACAUGGGCCCUGUAUGCCAGACUCAAGUCAGCGUCGGUGGUCACCUUCUCUCACAUUUGGCGAAAAUGGCGCUUGCUAGUGCAGUUUCGAAAGGCCUCUCGGGCUCUUCGACAACAAAGCAAGGACCUCAAGCGAGCCUUCUAUGAACAGCAAAUUCAAGAGGCAGAAGAGGCUGCAGCCCGCCAUGACCAGAGAACCCUGUAUCAGAUUGUCAAACGAAUGGCGCCGAAGUCCUACAAGACUGCCUCUCGCCUGCUAGGCCCCGAUGGUCGCUUGAUGACGCCUUCUGGCGAACUGCAGGCCAUCCUCCAGCAUGGCAAGCAAACCUUUGCAGCCCUAAUAGAUGUAGAACACCCACUUGAGCCAGACGAGCCUCUUCACAUUCCUGAACAGAGCCUGCAAGAUGAACUUCGAGCCCUGAAAUUACGAAAAGCGGUACCGGCUCAUAUUGCACCGGCGGCCGUCUGGAAGCAGUGCCAUGCCUGUCUCGGCAGUUGCCUUGCCAGCGCUCUUAACGACCACUUUGCUCUGCCAGCUCAGCAGCCUCUGCAACAUGACUGGAAAGACUGCUACAUCAAGUGGCUCCCGAAGCCGAACAAACCACCGGUUUCUGUUGAAGCUCUUCGUCCAAUCGGACUCCAAUGUCCAACGACCAAAGCACUCGCAGGUGCCCUUCGUGAGCGGCUACUACAAGUACUUCAUCCAGCCUUGGCCUCGCUUCCCCAAUUUGCCUACAUCAAGCAAAGAGGCACACAGGAGGCCCUCCUUAGGGUUCACAUGCACUUCCAUCAGGUUGCUAGUAUUCUGAAAGACAACAUUGUGGAUCGAUUCCAGCAAAAGGCAGGCAAGAAGGCUGCCAAGUGCAUUGGAGCAAUGAGCCUGUCGCUAGACCUUUCGCGUGCAUUUGACAGUGCGAGCCGACCUGAAGUGUACCAAACCAUGCUCCAUCAUGGGGUGCCCAAGGAGGUAGUAAAUGCCGUGCAGCAGCUUCACCUGCAUGCCCUUUACAAAUAUCAGGUAGGCCAGAACAGCUACGGAGCUACGAGCACAACCAAUGGCGUGAAACAGGGCUGCAAAAUAGCACCUUAUCUCUGGUGCUUUCUAACCCUGCGGUUCAUGGAGCUCCUUAUGCAGUCCAGGAGUGAGCAAUGGCUAGCUCACAUCAUGACAAUCUUUGCGGAUGAUGUGUGGUCGAACUGGAUUAUACGUAGCCUGACUGACUUCAAACGAGCGAAAGCUGAUCUUGAACUGAUUCUUACCAUCCUUGAAUCUCUUCAUCUUACUGUAAAUUUUACAAAAACAGCCAUCCUACUUGUUUUAGAAGGCAAAGAUGCUGCAAAAAUUCUUCGCGACCACACUGUCACCAAGGCCGGUCAACAUCUUCUCCGACUCACUGUGUCAGGCCGCGACUGCACUCUUCCAAUAAAGGCACAACAUGAAUACUUGGGGUCGAUUGUCUCCUAUCAGGGUCGUAAAAACUUGAAUGCAGACCAUCGUGUGAAGGCCGGGAACGGCCGCUAUCAAGCACUUCGUCGUACCCUCAAUGGGCAUCAUGUACUUACGGCUCAUAACAGGAUUCGCCUUUGGACAGCCUGUGUGCAGACCAGUGCACACUACUCAUUGACUGCGGUCGGCCUGACCAGCAAAGGUCUUGACAAGCUGACGAAAGCCUCGACCAAACAGCUGCGAGCCGCUCUUAGGCAGCCGGCACACAUCAGCCAUACCACAACAGCACAGAUCUGGCAGCAGGCGGGUCACCCACUUCCUGCUCAACAGCUCGCCCAGAGCCUGGAACAGUAUGUCCUUAAACAACAAGCCCGAGCCACUACUGCACCCGACAUCACCACAAUGCCCCAGGUCCUACAGUAUGCUGAGGAGCAGCUCCGUCAGCUGCAAAUCCUUGCUUCCACUCCUCUGCGGGAGGAGCGAACCGUAGAUGAAGCCUCCGUGCAGACCGUAGCCUGUCCGGAGUGUGGUGAAAGCUUUGCUAGCCUCAAUGGCAUGCGCAUACACAGUCAGCUUGCGCACGGCAGGCUACCGGCACACCCAAAGUGCCCCACUACCUUCGAUGCAGUGGCCCACUCAGUGGGAGGACUCCCAGAAUGCCGUCUCUGUCACAGACGCUUCUUCAGGUAUCAGCAGCUGGUUAAACACAUCAACACAGGAGCAUGUGAAGCCCUCGGAGGUGAAAGCUUCAUUCGCAAACCCGUCGAAGCAGAUGCACUUCAGGUCACGAGUGAGAUGCCACCGGCAACCUCCUCCGACAGCCACACUCUGGACGUGGAAAACAUACCUGAAGAUCAACUGCCCUUAGUGCGUCGACCGUCCUUCAUUCAGAGUGUGCACAGCUGGGCCUCCUGGCCCCUGCAGCCAGGUACCCGCAAGGAUCUUCUUGAGCGCUGUGUUUUGUGCUACAUGAUCGGCUCCGGCAACAUGGCAGGGGAGAACCCAGAGGCCGACAUCUUCCGCUACUGUUUUCCCAGCGGAGCUCCUCCUUCAAGCACUCCGACAACGACCACGGUGUCGGACAUAGCGACACCGGCACCGACCCACGCUCAAUCGAGAUCCAAGCGUCAGCGGCCGGACCAUCAUCAGCGCCCGCAUCCUCCUCGAGGACACCACUUCGCGACCUACCAGCCGAUGUACACCAGCCCUCAGGACCAGAAGAUGAUGGCCAUCACCAAGCUCCUGCUUCAGCACGAAGAUCGCAUCAACUGCCUCAGCCUGGACCGCGGCCUGGUGAUGUUUUUGAAGGAGGACACCCACAGUGUUCUUCCGGCGAUGAUGCGAGCAGCCCGAGAGUGGAACGCUCGCAAAGAUCAGGGCGACGAUCGCCUUGUCUCGCCACUUCGGACCGUGCUCCUGGCGAACCUCAUCAAGGAGUUACAGCAACGACUGCAGCACGUCGUGGCCACUCAGGAGGGGAGGGAUUCCUUGCGGAAAGCCAAAUGGCUGGCAGAGAAUGGGGACUGGCACUACAUGAAGUGGUGCAGGAAGACCAAAACUCUCAUCCCAAACGAGGACCGGACACCGCUGCAACAUACCGAGGCUGUGAGAGUGCUGAGCUUUCUCUACGAGAAUCUGAAGUACGACAUCAUUCAGAACUUCAAAAGCACUCAACGGCUCCAGCACUUGGAGGAUCAGAACCGCACCUCGGCCACGUUUCUGCUGGACAUCUCCUUGAGGGGCUCUCUGGCUCAGGAGGUCUACGAGCACUUCGAGAAGCUGAUCAACUGCUCCCUCACAGGACUCAUCGGAAUGAGUUUGAAAAAGGAGAGCAUGGUUCGGAAGCCAGCGGCCACACAACUGGCCCAACUCAUGUUUGGCAGCUGA
Symbiodinium sp. CCMP2592 is the source of this 4653-nucleotide messenger RNA. The record is from the annotation of a GenBank genome assembly. NCBI's taxonomy places the organism in Eukaryota, Dinophyceae, Suessiales, Symbiodiniaceae.